GCAGACUUCCUCAAACACACUCACGCAAACACUCGCUCCUCCUGUUCCUCCUCCUCCUUCUCCUCCUCCUUCUCCUCCUCCUUCUCUCUCUCCUUCUGCAGCUCCUCAAGCUGUAGCCUGGAGGGCAGGGUCACUCUGCUGGACUGCGUGCUGCUUUUCUCACAGACAGCUUAGCUCACUCGGAGACUAAGUUGGGUUGUGGACAGCGUGUUGACUCAGGCUGGGAAAGACUGUGUUGUGACUCUGAUGUACUGCGUGGACUGCACUCCCUGCCUCUGGAGCCCCCAUGUGGCUUUAGGCUGCUGCUCUGCUGAUCUCUGUUGUGGCUGCCGUUCGUCCGUGCUGUCUUGUCCCCACGGAAACCUACCCGGCAGGCAGAUGGUCUGAGCAGUCAAGGGAAAAGUUUAUAACAGCAGCUCGUUGGUAAAAUACACGAUCACAGAGAACCAGUCUGAGUUUCCUCUCUCUUUUUCCGGUCUCCUCUGAGGCAGCUGACCAUCUCUAUGGAAGGGGCAACAGCAACAGGAGCACUCUGGCUGAAGAGGUCGAGAUUCUCCCCUUCUUUCUCCGAUCUCUCUUUCUGAGUGACUGGACUAACUGUGGAUUAGGAUCUUUUUUUGUUGUCGAUUGGAAACUUCACACGUCACAACCUGGAUAUUACUUUAGAGGCUGAUUUCUAGAGUAAAGGCGAUCUUCUAGAGAUCUUCUUGCCUGACCACCACCAUGGAAGAGCAGGCAGUGUCCAACAGUAGUCCCCAGCAUGGCCGAGGCCUGGGCAGGCAGAACGUCAUCAGGUGUGGCUGGCUGAGGAAGCAGGGAGGCUUUGUGAAGACUUGGCACACACGCUGGUUCGUACUUCGAGGGGAACAGCUACACUAUUACAAAGACGAGGAGGAGACUAAAGCCCUGGGGACCAUUCUGUUACCUGGAAACAGAGUCACUGAGCAUCCCAGCAAUGGUGACGAGGGGGGGAAAUUCCUGUUUGAGGUCUCUGCAGGAGGAGACAGGGAACGGAUGACAGCGAAUCAUGAGACAUACCUUCUUAUGGCCAGCACCCAGAAUGACAUGGAGGAUUGGGUGAAGACCAUACGCAGGGUCAUAUGGGCCCCAUUUGGUGGAGGUAUCUUUGGUCAGAAGCUGGAGGAGACGGUGCGGUACGAGAGGCGUUAUGGGAGCAGGCAGGCCCCCAUGCUGGUGGAGCAGUGUGUGGGCUUUAUACGCAAGUGGGGCCUACGGGAAGAAGGACUGUUCAGGCUACCAGGGCAGGCCAACUUGGUCAAAGAGCUGCAGGAUGCCUUUGACUGCGGAGAGAAGCCCUCCUUCGACUGUAAUACAGAUGUUCAUACAGUAGCCUCUCUACUAAAGCUGUAUCUCAGAGAGCUACCAGAACCAGUCAUCCCCUUCUCCAAGUUUGAUGACUUCCUCUCCUGCACCAAAAUGCUCUGCAAGGAUGAGGAAUCUGGAAUGAAGGAACUGAAAAGACAAGUGGAAUGUCUACCUCCAGUCAACUACAAUCUGCUUCAGUACAUAUGCAGAUUUUUAGAUGAAGUCCAGUCCUAUUCAGGUGUGAAUAAAAUGAGUGUCCAGAACCUGGCCACGGUCUUUGGUCCAAAUAUACUACGGCCAAAGAUUGAAGACCCUGUAGCAAUCAUGGAAGGUACAGUGCUAGUGCAGCAGCUGAUGUCUGUUCUGAUUGGUCGGCACGACGUGUUGUUCCCUAGAGACGAGGACAGUCCCAAGACACUGGAGCUGGUCAACAACAACAAUGAGGUCCAGAAGAGGCUGACCCAGAUUGUGCCGACGGUACAGACUACAGAACAGAACAACAAUACCCAAAUACCCCAGCAGAGGGUGAAACAGUGUUCUUGGGAGACCCCCGACUCACCUCACCGCCAGCCCCCGGUAACGUUAGACAACAACGGCUCCGGUUCUCCUCGCUCAGCCAGCCCACUUAACGGCCAUGUUACCGGGCGAUUUGACCUGGCCCGCAGCCCGCCGUUAACCGUGAAGAAGAACCCGGCGGUCUCCAAGGGCAGCGGCGUGGUCACCAACGGCUCGUUUAGUUGUUCGCCCUCUGGAGACGCAGCCAACCAGGAGAAGAGCCAGACUCUGCCCGGUAACACAGGAGGCAUCAGCGGCCUCCAGGCCCGGCGCACCCUGAAGGGCUCGGGCACCAAGAUGGGCACCAGCGGGGUCCCUAACGGAGGUGUCCGCAUGGGCGUGUCAAGUACCGACGUGGUCAACGGUACCCUGAACGGGCGUAAUGGUCUGUGGGUUCCCAAUGGCUACCCGGUCACCUUACGAGACAGCAAGUCUCGGGACUGUGGGGAGCAGACGGCAGCCCAGAACCGGCUGUCCACCUAUGACAACGUCCAGCAACAACAACAACAACAACAACAACAACAGUUACAAAAUCAACAACAGCCGUGUCUCAGCUCUAGCUGUGAGGACAAGCAGAGUGUGGACAGUGCUACCUGGUCCACCUCCUCCUGUGAGAUCUCUCUUCCAGACAACUCCACGUCCUGCCGUUCCUCCACCACCACCUGCCCAGAACAGGACUUCUACGGUGGGCUGGGCCACUACCAGGACCCCCUGCUGCUGCUGGAUGGACCUAGGGGGCUGUCCUCCCUCGACGAGCAGCCCCAGCCAGGGGGGGACGUGGAGGGGGAGCGGAGGAACUGUGCUGGAGGUAGUGGAGGGAGGGGUAGUGGAGCCACCAGCAGCAGUGAUAACAGUGAGACGUUCCCUGUCAAUAAAGGACCCAGUAGUCACAGUGCUCUACACAGCCUGGUGGCCAGCCUGAAACAGGAGAUGCAGAAGCAGAAGACAGAGUACGAGGCCAGGAUAACAAGCCUGGAGCACAGUAACCUGGAGUUGGAGACUGAGAUGGGGACUCUUCACGAGGAGCUGAACCAAGAGAAGAAGAAGGUCACCAUGGUGGAGAUCAAGUUUCGUAACGCAGAGCGAGCCAAGGAUGACGCAGAGAAGAGGAACGAGAUGCUGCAGAAAGAGAUGGAACAGUUCUUCUCUACCUUCGGAGAUCUGACCGACGAUCCGCGCAGGCCCGACCGGGCCAAUACCAUCUGGAUCCAGUGAGGGGUUGUGUCAGUGCAGGGUGGACUGUGCCAUUUGAAUCGAAUGAGAGGAGGUGGGACUUGACAAUGACUUGGAGACAUAUUGAAAGGGACAUUACCGUCUGGAUCUAGUGAGGGGGGUGUGUACCACCUGGGGGGUGAGAGAAAGUGGGAGAAUGUACUAAGGAGAAACUUUGACAGACUGCACCACCUGAAUCUAGUGCGAGGGGGUGUCACAGUACACGGUGGAAUGUGCCAUUUUAAUCUAGUGAGAGGGGGUGUGGCAGUGCAGGGUGGACUGUGCCAUUUUAACCUAGUGAGAGGGUGUGUGGCAGUGCAGGGUGGACUGUGCCAUUUUAAUCUAUUGAGAGGGGGUGUGGCAGUGCAGAGUGGACUGUUCCAUUUUAAUCUAGUGAGAGGGGGUGUGGCAGUGCAGGGUGGACUGUUCCAUUUUAAUCUAGUGAGAGGGGGUGUGGCAGUGCAGGGUGGACUGUUCCAUUUUAAUCUAUUGAGAGAGGGUGUGGAGGUGCAAAGUGGAAUGUGACAUUUUAGUCUAGUGAGAGGCGAUGGGAGUAUGUACUAAGGCGGUGUUUCCCAAACUUGGUCCCUUGGACCCAUGUGGCACACAUUUUGGUUUUUGCCCUAGUACUACACAGCUGAUUGAAAUAAUAAACUAGUAAUCAACCUUUGAUGGCAAAAACCAAAACGUGCACGUGUGGUCCCCAGGACUGAGUUUGGGUAGCCCUGUACUGAGGAGUAGAAAAAACCAUUGAGAGGGACAAUACCGUCUGAAAGCAAGAGACAUAUGGAUACAGUGUGUAGUGGGACAGGGUGCAUGUCGCUGGACCUCAACCAUGCUGACUGACUGUGGCAAUAUUACUGAAGACACCAGGCGCCUGGUUAUCUGCCUGACACAGACUAUACCCAGCCUAUACAUGGACUACUGAAAGACUACACUACCCAUAAAUCCAUUCUUCUUCCCCAUUUUCCUUCAAGAUCCAAUCAAGUAUAUAAUCAACCCUGUUCCAUGUUAUCAUGUAUCUGGCUGUGUAGAUAGAGGACCAUGUUAUCAUGUAUCUGCUUGUGUAUAUAGAGAAAAAACUAUGCUGAAGAAAAGUUAUGUAUGUGUAAAAAAAAAAAAUGUUACAAAAAUAUUUGUAUGUUUGUCUGGUAUAUUUAAACAACAUAACUACGUAUCCAUGUGUGACAUUUCCAUUUGAUAUGAAUGCUUUUUGUUGAACAUACAUUUUAUUUUCAACACUGUGGUACUGAAUUACUUUAUGUACGCAGAUUUAGUUUCUUGUGUCUCAAAUCAAGUUAAUAUAACAUGUGGCUUUUUUUGCUACGGAGCCAUUUCAUUCAUCCCAAAGAAGAAGAGACAGAACAUGUAUGUGUUUUUACAGACGCUUUGGUUUGUUUGUCUGUACUGUAGCUUUAAGACAUUGUCCGAUAGGAACGGUCUGGCUUCAAAUGAAUCAUAUUUUAUAGAUUCUAUUCAACCUAAAUACAAGUCUGGUCAGUAAUGGUUUCAACAUUGAAUGUUCAUCUAUAGUUGAUAUUUAUCCUAAACUGAAAAUGUACACGCAUUGGUAAUAAGACGCAUGACUUGUUUUAGGAUGUUUGGUCUAAGACUGAAAAAAGAAGAAAGAGCACUGUAGUUGUGAUGAUUCUGGGUAUUAACGGGCACUGUAGAUCAGGGGUUACUACCUACAGUAGUAUUGGGGAGUAUCACAAUGUCAAGAGGCUUGUAGAAAUAGAGUUUCUCUGCUGGUUUCUCAAGCACUCCUGGCGUGGGUAGACUGUAUAAUAUGGCCACACAUAUAACAGAGACUAUAACUGUUUAUAGUGGUAUAGACCUCAUGGUGGGCCUGGACCCUGUGGAGUAGAGAUCUCAUGGUGGGCCUGGACCCUGUGGAGUAGACCUCAUGGUGGGCCUGAACCCUGUGGAGUAGAGAUCUCAUGGUGGGCCUGAACCCUGUGGAGUAGAGACCUCAUGGUGGGCCUGGACCCUGUGGAGUAGAGACCUCAUGGUGGGCCUGAACCCUGUGGAGUAGAGAACUCAUGGUGAGCCUGGACCCUGUGGAAAAGAGACCUCAUGGUGGACCUGAACCCUGUGGAUUAGAGACCUCAUGGUGGGCCUGGACCCUGUGGAGUAGAGACCUCAUGGUGGGCCUGAACCCUGUGGAGUAGAGACCUCAUGGUGGGCCUGGACCCUGUGGAGUAGAGACCUCAUGGUAGGCCUGGACCCUGUGGAGUAGAGAUCUCAUGGUGGGCCUGGACCCUGUGGAGUAGACACCUCAUGGUGGGCCUGAACCCUGUGGAGUAGAGACCUCAUGGUGGACCUGGACCCUGUGGAGUAGAGACCUCAUGGUGGACCUGGACCCUGUGGGGUAGAGACCUCAUGGUGGGCCUGAACCCUGUGGAGUAGAGACCUCAUGGUGGGCCUGGAUCCUGUGGAGUAGAGACCUCAUGGUGGGCCUAGACCCUGUGGAGUAGAGACCUCAUGGUGGGCCUGGACCCUGUGGAGUAGAGACCUCAUGGUGGGCCUGAACCCUGUGGAGUAGAGACCUGAACCCUUUGGAGUAGAGACCUCAUGGUGGGCCUGAACCCUGUGGAGUAGAGACCUCAUGGUGGGCCUGGACCCUGUGGAGUAGAGACUUCAUGGUAGGCCUGGACCCUGUGGAGUAGAGACCUCAUGGUAGGCCUGGACCCUGUGGAGUAGAGAUCUCAUGGUGGGCCUGGACCCUGUGGAGUAGAGACCCCAUGGUGGGCCUGGACCCUGUGGAGUGGACCUGGACCCUGUGGAGUAGAGACCUCAUGGUGGGCCUGAACCCUGUGGAGUAGAGAUCUCAUGGUGGGCCUGGACCCUGUGGAGAAGAGACCUCAUGGUGGACCUGAACCCUGUGGAGUAGAGACCUCAUGGUGGGCCUGGACCCUGUGGAGUAGAGACCUCAUGGUGGGCCUGAACCCUGUGGAGUAGAGACCUCAUGGUGGGCCUGGACCCUGUGGAGUAGAGACCUCAUGGUAGGCCUGGACCCUGUGGAGUAGAGAUCUCAUGGUGGGCCUGGACCCUGUGGAGUAGACACCUCGUGGUGGGCCUGAACCCUGUGGAGUAGAGACCUCAUGGUGGGCCUGGAUCCUGUGGAGUAGAGACCUCAUGGUGGGCCUGGACCCUGUGGAGUAGAGACCUCAUGGUGGGCCUGGACCCUGUGGAGUAGAGACCUCAUGGUGGGCCUGGACCCUGUGGAGUAGAGACUUCAUGGUAGGCCUGGACCCUGUGGAGUAGAGACCUCAUGGUAGGCCUGGACCCUGUGGAGUAGAGAUCUCAUGGUGGGCCUGGACCCUGUGGAGUAGAGACCCCAUGGUGGGCCUGGACCCUGUGGGUGGACCUGGACCCUGUGGAGUAGAGACCUCAUGGUGGGCCUGGACUCUGUGGGGUAGAGACCUCAUGGUGGGCCUGGACCCUGUGGAGUAGAGACCUCAUGGUGGGCCUGGACCCUGUGGAGUGGACCUGGACCCUGUGGAGUAGAGACCUCAUGGUGGGCCUGGACCCUGUGGAGUAGAGACCUCAUGGUGGGCCUGAACCCUGUGGAGUAGAGAUCUCAUGGUGGGCCUGGACCCUGUGGAGUAGAGACCUCAUGGUGGGCCUGGACCCUGUGGAGUAGAGAUCUCAUGGUGGGCCUGGACCCUGUGGAGUAGACACCUCGUGGUGGGCCUGAACCCUGUGGAGUAGAGACCUCAUGGUGGGCCUGGAUCCUGUGGAGUAGAGACCUCAUGGUGGGCCUGGACCCUGUGGAGUAGAGACCUCAUGGUGGGCCUGGACCCUGUGGAGUAGAGACCUCAUGGUGGGCCUGAACCCUGUGGAGUAGAGAUCUCAUGGUGGGCCUGGACCCUGUGGAGUAGAGACCUCAUGGUGGGUCUGGACCCUGUGGAGUAGAGACCUCAUGGUAGGCCUGGACCCUGUGGAGUAGAGAUCUCAUGGUGGGCCUGAACCCUGUGGAGUAGAGACCUGAACCCUUUGGAGUAGAGACCUCAUGGUGGGCCUGAACCCUGUGGAGUAGAGACCUCAUGGUGGGCCUGGACCCUGUGGAGUAGAGACUUCAUGGUAGGCCUGGACCCUGUGGAGUAGAGACCUCAUGGUAGGCCUGGACCCUGUGGAGUAGAGAUCUCAUGGUGGGCCUGGACCCUGUGGAGUAGAGACCCCAUGGUGGGCCUGGACCCUGUGGAGUGGACCUGGACCCUGUGGAGUAGAGACCUCAUGGUGGGCCUGGACUCUGUGGGGUAGAGACCUCAUGGUGGGCCUGGACCCUGUGGAGUAGAGACCUCAUGGUGGGCCUGGACCCUGUGGAGUGGACCUGGACCCUGUGGAGUAGAGACCUCAUGGUGGGCCUGGACCCUGUGGAGUAGAGACCUCAUGGUGGGCCUGAACCCUGUGGAGUAGAGAUCUCAUGGUGGGCCUGGACCCUGUGGAAUAGAGACCUCAUGGUGGGUCUGGACCCUGUGGAGUAGACCUGGACCCUGUGGAGUAGAGACCUCAUGGUGGGCCUGGACCCUGUGGAGUAGAGACCUCAUGGGGGGCCUGAACCCUGUGGAGUAGAGACCUCAUGGUGGGCCUGGACCCUGUGGAGUAGAGAUGUCAUGGUGGGCCUGGACCCUGUGGAGUAGAGACCUCAUGGUGGGCCUGAACCCUGUGGAAUAGAGACCUCAUGGUGGGCCUGGACCCUGUGGAGUAGAGACCUCAUGGUGGGCCUGGACCCUGUGGAGUAGAGAUGUCAUGGAGGGCCUGAACCCUGUGGAGUAGAGACCUCAUGGUGGGCCUGGACCCUGUGGAGUAGAGACUUCAUGGUGGGCCUGAACCCUGUGGAGUAGAGAUCUCAUGGUGGGCCUGAACCCUGUGGAGUAGAGACCUCAUGGUGGGCCUGGACCCUGUGGAGUAGACCUGGACCCUGUGGAGUAGAGACCUCAUGGUGGGCCUGGACCCUGUGGAGUAGAGACCUCAUGGUGGGCCUGGACCCUGUGGAGUAGACACCUCAUGGUGGGCCUGGACCCUGUGGAGUAGAGACCUCAUGGUGGGCCUGGACCCUGUGGAGUAGACCUGAACCCUGCACCAUAUAGAUGGAUACUGGCCUGAUGUUAGAGUGUGUUGUAUAUAUAUACUAGCAGUACUGAGAACCAAUGGGGGUGUGGCUCGCACAUUGUGGGGACUUUGGGAAAGUUAACUUUUUUUCUGAAGCAUCUUUAAAAAAUAAACUAUUUAGAUUGCUACGCUACACAGCUGUGUAUGGACCUGUGGGGAACGUAGUGGAUACUUGUGUCUCUGUCAUACAGCACUCACAGUUACAAGGACCUGGUGCUGCCUGUCUGCUGUUGUCUGUCAGAGAGGAAGAGGUGAACCAAAGAGGGAUAACUGGGCCCGAAAUCUGUCUUCUCCACCAGGUGGCGCUUUUGUUUUGUUUAUUUCAAUUCAAGGGGCUUUAUUGACAUGGGAAACACAUGUUAACAUUGCCAAAGCAAGAGAAGUAGAUAAUAUGCAAAAUUGAGGUAAACAAUAUAAAUGAACAGUAAAAAUUACACUCACAGAAUUUCCAAAAGAAUAAAGACAUUUCAAAUGUCAUAUGAUGUAUAUAUACAGUGUUGUAACGAUGUACAAAUGGUUAAAGUACAAAAGGGAAAAUAAAUAAACAUAAACAUG
Molecule: messenger RNA, 8766 nt
Organism: Oncorhynchus tshawytscha (Chinook salmon)
Lineage: Eukaryota; Metazoa; Chordata; Actinopteri; Salmoniformes; Salmonidae
Gene: arhgap24
Product: Rho GTPase activating protein 24
Exons: 13
Coding region: 724-3096 (790 amino acids)
Biological process (GO): wound healing, spreading of epidermal cells; negative regulation of Rac protein signal transduction; signal transduction
Cellular component (GO): focal adhesion
Molecular function (GO): GTPase activator activity
Source: RefSeq, a predicted model, not a curated record